AUGAAAUUCUUCUACCAAGUCAUCACGACCCCAACGGCCGAUACCCCCGGCACGGCCGUUUGCCUCAACUUCCCGGACAAGCGAUACUUCUUUGGUCAGCUAUCGGAAGGCACACAGCGCGCAUGCACAGAGCGCGGCGUUAAGCUUUCUCUCCUCACCGAUGUGUUUGUCACUGGACGGACGGAAUGGACCAACACAGGCGGGCUGAUUGGGAUUGUUUUGACCCUUGCCGAUACUGUGACAACCUCAAUAGCGGCUGUGGAGGAGGAACACCGGAAGAAGGCUGCCCGCCGGGCGCAAAGGGAGGUUGAAGAAAACAUAAAACCUAAGCCCCGUUCACAGCCGCACCAACACGGCAAGCCCAUUGUGGAGCGGGAAGGCGAGACAGUCUUGCAGAGAGGUACCCUGACGAUCCAUGGUGCUGUGAAUCUUACACAUACACUAGCUACAUCUCGGCGGUUUGUUUUCCGGAAGGGAAUGCCGGUGUAUCUGAAAGAAUAUGACUCGAAGACCCUCGCCAAGCAAAAGUCUAUCGGCGCCGAGGAUCCCUUUGAGAAGCCCUCAUGGUCCGACUCAAACAUCAAGGUUUGGGCCCUGCCUAUCAACCCUAGUUCAUCGGCUCGUUCUCCAGUUACGCAGCUGCGGUCACAGAGUCCACGAAAGCGGAGUUUGGAGGAGUUCCAGGAAUCAGAGCAGACCGAAGAUCAUAUGGAUCAGCGCACCAGAGACCUGAUGGUGACGCAGUCCGUUGUGCAGGAUAUGUUCAACUCAACAUGGAAGAUGGACACUCUCCAUGAAACCCCGCUAGCCGAGGUCAAGAUGCCGGCCGCCAUAUUCAUUCGCAAUCCUGAAACCAAGGACCUUGAGCAAUACAAAGGCCCGGUGCCCGGUGGCCCGGACGCGCUUCCAGACAUCAAUGUUCUUGUUCGAAAGCCCUGGCCCGGCGCGACUGUCGACAGUCUCCCAACCACUUCUCCCUCAAAGGAGGCGGUCUGCUAUAUUGUGCGGAAUCACGAUAUUCGCGGAAAGUUCGACCCGAAGAAGGCCCAAGAAUUAAAUGUCGAGAAGGGCGUUAAAUACGCAGCUUUGACGAAGGGCGAGAGCGUCCAAUCUCUUGAUGGCAAGACUAUCACCCCAGAAAUGGUCUUGGGACAGACGCGAGCGGGAAAAGGCGUUGCCAUAAUGGAAGUGCCAUCAGCCGAGUACGUCGAGGACCUGGUCAGCCGGGCCGAAUGGAAGUCCCCGGCUGUGACGACCGAGUUGCAAGCCUUCAUCUGGAUUCUUGGACCAGGUGUGGCUGAACAUCCUAAAUUCCAGGAGUUCGUUGCCAGCAUGUCCCACUGCAAGCACACUGUGUCGAGCACAGAUCACUGCCCGAACUAUCUGGCGAUGACCAGCUCCGCUAGCUCCACUGUUCGACUCGCCCGACUGAAGCCUGAUAGCUAUGCAGUUCCUGUCCACGACAAUGUGUCGCUUCCCCAACCCGGUGCUCCCAAUGCUAAUUCAAAAUCUGCAAUGGCUGCUCGCCAGAAUUCUCCACUCGAGCCUCUUGAACCAGGCCUCAUCAUCAACAUGGAGCCCAAUUUCGGGUUCAACAGCGACGAAGUGAUGGCCCGCUUCAACCCAGCGAAAGCAUUGCAUAACAUCCCGCGUUCUGUCGAGCAACGGAUGGAAGUCAUUCGCAAACGUGUCGCUAAGCCUGCUUUCCAGAAAAAGUUGCACGUGCAACGGACAGAAUGGCCUGGAGCGGAUGCAGAAAUCAUCGCGUUGGGUACUGGUUCCUCUGUUCCAUCCAAAUAUCGAAACGUCUCUGCCACACUGGUGAAGGUGCCUGGAUAUGGCUACUAUUUGCUUGAUUGUGGCGAGAAUACUCUUGGUCAACUGAAGCGAGUUUUUGAGCCUGAAGAACUUCGUGAAGUGCUUCGGAACCUGCGCAUGAUCUGGAUCAGCCAUUUGCACGCUGAUCACCACCUUGGCACGGUUUCUGUGAUCAAGGCCUGGCAUACAGAGAACUUCGAUGGAUUUGGCUCAGCUGCCAAAGGUGAAAACGAUAUUGUCAAGGUCCUCCUGGAGAAGCGGCUGGCUGUUGUAUCUGAUGAUGCAAUGAUUUCCUGGUUGGAAGAAUAUUCACAGGUCGAGGACUUCGGAUUUGACAAGCUGCUUACUCUUUGCGCACGGCCCGAAGUAAAUGGUUCUAAAAUCACCACCCAGUUCUCACACCAGCUACCUAAUCGUCAUCGGCAUAUUGUUGACUUCAACGACGAAUCCUCUCCCCUCACUCCUCUUCUCAAGUCUGCCACUGGCCUUACAGAUCUACUCACUUGCCGUGUCAAACACUGUAGGGGUGCGCUUGCUGUGUCCCUUGUCUUCUCAAAUGGAUUCAAGGUUUCCUACUCUGGCGAUUGCAGGCCAUCAGAUAAAUUUGCCGCCAUUGGACAGGGCUCAACAGUGCUCAUCCACGAGGCCACCUUCCAACACGACAUGGUUGGAUCUGCUAGGGCUAAGCGGCACUCGACCUCCGCCGAGGCAAUCGAAGUCGGCCGUCGCAUGCAAGCGCGUGCUGUCCUGCUCACUCAUUUCAGCCAGCGCUACCAGAAGAUCGCUUUCGUGGAGAAGCGAAACCCAGGGAAAUCCCAUUCUAGCCGGGACGCAGCGGCAAAGGAGCCCGCAGAUGCCGAUAUUCCAUUCGACGACCCUCAAGAUCAAUUAGUGGACUCCAACAAUGCCCCACUGUCCGACGACAUCAACAUGUCGCCAUCUAGCCUAAGGCCCGGACUUUAUACCGGCCCCGUCGCCGGGGCGAUGGACUACAUGCGUAUCAAGGUCGGAGACUUUGCCCUUGCGCAGGCAUAUGCGCCAGCAUUGGAGAAGCUCACUGAGCUUCUGGAGCGGGCAGCGAACGAGGAAGCCGAGCGCACGAAGCAGACCCGACAGGACGAGGAUAAUGCCCGCAAGGCAAAGAAUAAUAAGAAGUGGGCUAAGCAAAUGGCUACAGCUACCGCUGCGGCAGUUGCAGCAGCAGCAACCGAGGCUGGCGAUGUCCAGACUCCUACUCGGUCUGUCUGGAGUGCCAGUGAAAGCGAGGAGGGGUGGGAAACGAGCGACUACGAGGAAUGUUGUUCCUAA
Messenger RNA from Penicillium coprophilum, 3126 nucleotides. RefSeq names its product ribonuclease Z. Gene Ontology annotation, molecular function: 3'-tRNA processing endoribonuclease activity. Lineage: Eukaryota; Fungi; Ascomycota; Eurotiomycetes; Eurotiales; Aspergillaceae. Bases 1 to 3126 code for a protein of 1041 amino acids. The record is from RefSeq and is a predicted model, not a curated record. Gene Ontology annotation, cellular component: mitochondrion. Gene Ontology annotation, biological process: mitochondrial tRNA 3'-end processing. The transcript has a single exon.